Molecule: messenger RNA, 855 nt
Organism: Schistosoma turkestanicum
Lineage: Eukaryota; Metazoa; Platyhelminthes; Trematoda; Strigeidida; Schistosomatidae
Source: the annotation of a GenBank genome assembly
AUGCACGACGAUUUAUUAGCUGAUUGUAUAUACAUUUCAGUUGUUGGUACUGGGAAUUGUAGCUUAAGAAUUUUGGCGAAGGUCAUUUAUGAAGGUAUACUUGUUGAAUUACAAUUUGCUUAUUUCUUUUUGGCAAAAAUUGUUAGUCAAAGUACAGGUGGUAGUGUUGGUUUUGAUUAUUUACAAUCUCUGGAUCCUCAAUUGUAUAAACAAUUAUUAUUUUUAAAAUAUUAUGAAGGAAAUGUACGUGAUUUAUCAUUAGAUUUUACAGUAGUUCAAUCAAUUUUUGAUCAACCUGAAACGAUUGAAUUAAAACCUGGCGGUAAACAUAUUCCAGUUACAGAAGAGAAUCGUGUAGAAUAUGUACAUUUAAUGGCAAAUUAUAAAUUAAAUAUAAUGAUUUAUCCACAGGUACGAGCUUUCACAGCUGGAUUAAAUGAUGUUAUACCGAUUGAUUGGUUGCGUCUUUUCGAUGCAGAAGGUUUACAAACUCUUAUAUCUGGUGCAGAUAUGGUGAUUGAUGUGGAUGAUUUAAAAAAGCAUACAUACUAUUUUGGAAAUUCAUCAACUUAUACAGAAACAUUAAAUAGUUUUUGGUCUGUAUUAAAAAAUUUCUCUGAAUCAAAUAAACGUUUAUUUUUAAGAUUUGUCACGGCUUGUUCACGUCCACCAAUGUUUGGUUUUAGUGAAUUACAACCACCAUUUUCUAUACAAAUUACUGAAGAAAUUGAACGUUUACCAACAGCUAGUACAUGUACUAAUUUAUUACGUUUACCAAAUUUUCGUGAUGAAAAAUUAUUACACGAUCGUUUAUUGUAUGCAUUGAAUGCGAAUGCUGGUUUUGAAUAUGGUUAA